Molecule: messenger RNA, 1549 nt
Organism: Alosa alosa (allis shad)
Lineage: Eukaryota; Metazoa; Chordata; Actinopteri; Clupeiformes; Clupeidae
Product: holocytochrome c-type synthase
Exons: 7
Coding region: 124-963 (279 amino acids)
Biological process (GO): cytochrome c-heme linkage
Cellular component (GO): mitochondrion
Molecular function (GO): holocytochrome-c synthase activity
Source: RefSeq, a predicted model, not a curated record
CGUACCCUUGUGAUGCAACCGGGACGAAAGGCAUUGUGGGUUGCAUGAGGUGAACGUUGUGCACGACAUUGAAGGGAGCUUGUUUCUGUCAAGCUUUAAUAGGUGUAUGGUCGGACAGUGACGAUGACCGAGACUGUGUCCAACCACAUGGGCUCAGUGAAGGUCGAGACCUUCUCUUCCCCAGAAUACAGCUCUGGAUCUGCACCACCACGGAGCUGUCCCAUGCAUCAGGACCACAAACAAAGUGCUCCUCCCCCAGAAUGCCCCAUGCACAAGGCGUCUGCACCAAAGACUUCCCCUUCUGUCCCAGAGACUCCUGCUCAUCAGGACCGAGCCUAUGAGUUUGUAGAGUGUCCAAUGAAGGCAGCAAGAGGAGAGAAUGGAGCAAUGUCUGACAUAAACCCUGCAAACAUGAUGCCCCCGCCCAACCAGACGCCAGCAGCUGGUCAGCCUUUCCCUCUGUCUGUGAACAGACAAGAGUCCACAAUCCCCCGGGCCGGGUCUGAACAGAACUGGGUCUACCCAUCAGAACAGAUGUUUUGGAACGCAAUGCUACGCAAAGGAUGGCGCUGGAAUGAGGGUGACAUUGGACAGAAGGACAUGAAAAGCAUCAUCAAGAUUCACAACCAGAACAAUGAGAUGGCUUGGCAGGAGAUCCUCAGAUGGGAGGCUCUUCAUUCAAAAGAGUGUCCUUGUGGUCCAACUUUGGUUCGGUUUGGAGGUAAAGCAAAGGAGCUCACACCAAGAGCCAAGUUCCGCCAUUGGAUGGGGCAUGAAUUACCAUUUGACAGACACGACUGGAUUGUAAAUCGUUGUGGAAAAGAGGUCCGUUACGUCAUAGACUACUACGAUGCUGGUCUCUCCACCAAACACACCAUUCUAGAUGUGCGGCCUGCUCUAGACUCCAUUGGAGCAGUGUGGGACCGCAUGAAAGUUGCAUGGUUUCACUGGACCUCCUCAUGACUCCUGACCAGUAGGGGGCAUUGGUCACUAUCAACAAUUCAUGUAUUCUGCCAGAGAAAAACUAAUACCCAUUGUGCUUUGAAAUCAACUUCUGCAUCUUUCACCAGUCAACCUUUAAGCAAUAAUUACCAGUGAUGCUUCUGAGAGGUGGCCUUAGUUGGCCUUGCUUUGGUCCUAGGGUAGAAAUUCCAUAUUUUGUUUUUAAAUUCAUUUGAGUAUCUGAAUAGAGGAUUGACGGCACAUAGUGUGGUUUAUAGAUGGCUGAACACACCUUAGUGAAGGCGAUUUAUUCAUUUCAUGGGAGAAUGCAAUGCAUAGUAUUUCUUAUACAUCAAUUGUGGAUACAGGAAACUGUCAUGAUAUUCAACUCAUCUAUAAUAAGGUGUGAGUUUCAAGAGUACAUGGUUUGAAGCUUCCUUUUUGGAUAUGUUGAUAUCGUAUGAUUCUCUUGCUUGGAUGCAUAUGUUUAUUUUAUGCACAUUAUUUGUUGCCAGAAUUCUAAACAGUUAAAACACAUACAUAACUGAAUAGUUAUGAUUUUUUGUCUGAGCUGUCACAUAAUAAAAUGUUAUUUAUUUGUAAUCAC